AUGGCACCAUCCGGCCUCGCAAUCCUCAUCGGAGCUGGCCCCAACACAGGCUCCGGAAUCGCACGCAUCCUGUCCUCACCAUCCCACGGCAACCUCGCCGUCGCGCUCCUCGCCCGACGCCCCGACUCCAUCAGCUCCUCCAUCUCCAAAAUCCGGCAAUCCAACCCGUCCGUCGUGCUCGAAGCCUUCCCCUCCGACACAUCCAAAGCGAGUCUCGAAAAAGCGUUUGCGGAUAUAAAAGCGCACAAAAGCUUCCAGGGCUUGAAGCUCAACAUGGCGAUUUACAGCAUCAAGCACAGCAGCAAGAAGCCGUUUUUGGAAGAGUCGCGAGAGGAGUUUGAGGAGAGUUUGGAGACGUAUGUGGGUGGCGCGUUUACGUUUGCGCAGGAGAGUUUGAAGAGGAUGUUUGUGGAUCAUGGGGAGGAGGGGUUGCAGGAGGGUGGGGGGAAGAAGGGGACUAUCAUAUUCACCGGCACCCUCGGCGCUCUACGCUGCAGUGCGCAAUUCGCUGCGUACGGUGCUGGCCGCGCAUCGGUCCGCCAACUCGCGCAGACUCUGGCGAGGGAGAUGAGCGAGAAGGGCGUGCAUGUCGUACACACCAUUGCAAAUGGCAGCAUUGCUGAUGAAGACGGUGAGGCGCAGAAGGCAGGGAAGAAGAUGAGUGCGGAUGCAGUUGGCGAGACAUAUUUGUGGCUGCAUAAUCAGAAGCCGUGUUUGUGGACGCAUGAGUUGGACAUGAGGCCUGCAUGCGAGAAAUUCUAG
Parastagonospora nodorum SN15 is the source of this 762-nucleotide messenger RNA. RefSeq lists its product as hypothetical. The transcript has 3 exons. The record is from RefSeq and is a predicted model, not a curated record. Lineage: Eukaryota; Fungi; Ascomycota; Dothideomycetes; Pleosporales; Phaeosphaeriaceae. Bases 1 to 762 code for a protein of 253 amino acids.